Molecule: messenger RNA, 1023 nt
Organism: Aureococcus anophagefferens
Lineage: Eukaryota; Pelagophyceae; Pelagomonadales; Pelagomonadaceae
Exons: 1
Coding region: 1-1023 (340 amino acids)
Source: RefSeq, a predicted model, not a curated record
AUGGACGCGCUGGUCGCGGGCCUCGACGCCAUGGGCGUCGACGGCGCCGCCAUGGGCGUCACGGACGCGCUGCUCCUCGCGGACCCGGCCCUCGCGGCCGGUGCGGCCGCGGCGGCCGCCGCGGCGAUGGCCGCGUCGCGCGCGCUGCCGCUCGACGGGUUGCUCGGCGCGCCCUCGUUUCCCAAGAUCUACGAGUCGUGGUUCGGCGACGACAUGGCGGGCGCCAUGCGGGCCGGCGUCGGCGCCGGGCUCCGGAGCGGCCUGCAGUUCAUGGAGGUGCGGACGCAGCCCGUGCCGAAUUUGGAGGAGGCCAAGUUCGGCACGCCCUUGAACGAGCGCUUCCAGAUCGAGGUCGCGCGGAAUCUGGGCCUGAGCGACGGGCCGAGCGCGUACGUCGACGACGAGGCCGCGCGGAAGAACGUGCGCCGCUUCGACAAGAACUACAUGCUCGUGAAGCGGGACCCCGUGUCCUACGCGAACGUCGAGUGGGCGCGGCGCGUCGCCCCGGCCUUCGGGUCCAAGCGGAAGAUCUGGGUCCUGCUGGCCGAGGGCCGCGUCGACACGUCCGGUUGCGCGAAGCUGCCGAAGAACUUCGUCGUCAAGCCGCUCGAGUCGCCGGACGUCGACGUCCAGUCGGGCGACGCCGUCAUCGUCGUCGCGCCGGGCGUGACGGCGUCGUGGACGCGCGGCUACGACAUCGGCGCGGCCGCCGGCGCGCCCGUCGUCUUCCUCAACUCGCAGCUCUCGGAAAAGUACCAGCUCGGCGGGCCGCUCGCGGACGUCGAGGAGGUCUACUACUUGAAGCCCGUGUCCAAGGGCUUCGUCUAUCGCGCGUGGCCCAACCCCUGGGAGGUCUGGCUCGACAAGCCCGACGGGACCCAGGAGCGGCUCAAGGUCUUCAGCGACGAGCGGCCGACGCUCGGGGAGCUGAGCCAGAUCACGCGGUCCGCGAGCCAGUCGAAGUACGGCGCCAUCUUCAACGAGAAGUUCACGAACGACCGGAGCCUCGGGGCGCGGCUGUAA